UAUGAGUAUUUUUAUAAAGUAAAAUAUUCGCUUCAGCCUCAUAUCGUGAAUUAUUCAUAAAAAUCAGAUCGUGUUUGUGAUACAUGGCAUAACUUUAUUUGUUCUCGGUGGCAUUUACACAAAUCUCUAAUUCCAAGGGGAAACAUAGUACAAUUGAAUCUCGAAUCUCGAAGAGAAAAAAAUUUAAAAUCUCAAAAUAAUCAAAGAUAACAUCAAUUAUUCACAACCUCAAAUAAUAUUUAUUCGAAAUUCGAAAGUUACAAAAAUCAUUCUCAAAAAUAAUAAAAAUUUUGAAAUUUUUACAAAAGUUUUGAAAGAGAUUUAAACGAUGGAAAAAAAGAGAAAUAGAUGAAAAUCUAAAAUAGAGAAUUAAAUGGCUCAGUUCAGUUUUCAACAAUUAAACAUAAUCGAUUGGCACCGGUUAUCAGGAAACCGUCAUGGUUCCAUAUUUGUGCACUACUUAUUGUCCGAUAAUGAAAAUGGUAAUCUUGGGUUAUCGGGAACUGGCUACAUUUACGAUAAUUAAAAUGGACAAAGAUACAACUGAGUCAACUGGAAGACAGUUUCUGCCGAUAUCGCGACAGUUCCAUAUGACAUUAGGGUAAAUUAAUAGAGAUCAUCGUCUUUUGCUGUAAUUGUAUACACAGAGCAAGGGUCAUGGCUGUGAAAGAAUGGUUCAGAAGACUACAGCCGGUCCAGUUGUACCUGGUCCUGUUCUUCACCACCGCUUUCUUCCUCGUCGAGAUAGUCGCUAGCCAUGUGACUCAUUCACUGACAUUGCUACUCAACGCUUAUCAUAUGCUGUGCAACAUUAUUGCACUUGUCGGCUGUAUCGCAUCAAUCAAGUAUAGUCAUCGUCAAAAUGGUUACAAUGGUAACAGCACUUCUAGUUCGUUACGAAAUUCUGUUAUUUGUAUAAAUGGCGAUGAACGAGGUUCUUCUACAUCUCUAUCAACAAAAACUAAGCAAUCACGAUCGGAUAGGCGAAUGAAAAACACUUUCGGUUGGGCGAGGAUAGAUAUUGUCACGAUGCUUGUCUGCUGCGUAUUUCUAGCAUCCUUCUGUUUUUCUUUACUGGUUGAAGCUAUGCAGACUUUGGUACACAUAGACCACUUGGACGAAAUGCACCAUCCUCUGCCUGUUCUUACAAUUGGUGCAUCUGGAAUCCUCCUCAACGCGUUUUGUUAUAUAUUAAUUGGAGGAUAUACCUUCAAUCAAGGUAUUGUUCUUCACGUCACAAUGAAUGGAGAUGUGAUAUUACGAAGAAAUGUUAAUUCACAGCAAACGAAAGAGGGUGAACAACAGUUAUCUUCGCAAACCAGACGAAGUCCAUUGGGCAUACCAAAGAGCCAAGGACUUCGAGAAACAUGUCGUGAUGCUUUGGGCUGUGUUUUCGUUAUCUUGGUAUCUAUUCUAGUAUAUUUCACUGAUUCUGGCGUAGCCAAAUAUAUCGAUCCACUUUUCGCUAUUAUUUCUUCCAUUUCACUCUUCGCCCUCAGUUAUUCAUAUAUGAAAGAAUCAGGUUUGAUAUUGCUUCAAACUAUUCCUAAUCAUAUAAACAUCGAUUCUCUUAAAAGAGAAUUGCUAGAAGCUUUCCCUGGGAUUGUGAAUGUCCAUGAUUUACACGUAUGGCAAUUAACGGGACAAAAAAUAAUAUCGACAGUUCACAUCAUAUUCUUGGACCCAAUGGUAUAUACCAGUAUUACUGAUCAAGUAACAGCAUUUUUUAUAGAAAUGGGAAUAACUCAAGUUACGAUACAGCCAGAAUUCCAUAAGAUGAGGCCAAACAUGGAAAAAACUGGUUGUCUAAUUCGUUGCCACGGUGAACAUUGUAGUUCAUCUCAAUGUUGUUCAAAAGAAAAAUUUAUCGAAGACUCAUGUUCAGACUUAUCGACCAAGAAACAAGGACAAUCCAUAAAUAAGAAACUCGAGAAAAAGGAAAUCAUUCCUUCUUCAACUACAAUUGAUCUCAAGAAAUUCGCUAUUCAUGAUGAAGAAAGUUCACGAUCGUGUCAAAUGACUACAAAUCAAUCUGACGGAAGCUCAUGCCAAUCAAAGAACAAACAAAGGCAAAGUGAUAAAGAUAAUACGAGAGACGAAAGUUCCUAUGCGAUAAACGUAGAUGUUAAUGAUGAAAAUCAUGUUUCACGUACUACGAAUCACAGUAACAUUAAUCCAGAGGUCGCACCAUAACAUUGAUUUUAAAAAAAACAUUAUAGAGGACGCUUUAUUGAAUUGGAUCAAAUGUAACCUCAAAACGAUAGAAGAUAUAUAAAUAGAAAAAAUUAAUGUAUACAAUUAAAAUUUCGAGUGAUAAAUUAUAUAAUGCAUCAUUUUCAAUAUGAAAAUAUAGAUGAAAAUAUAGAACAUAUUUUAAAAAUUUUAAUGAAAAUUUUAUUAAAAAUUUUCAUAAAUAUAUUUUCGUAAAAGAAAAAAAAUGAAAGCAUAUUUUUUCUGCUAGUAUCUUUGUAUAAUUAAUAUCUUCAUAUAAUUAGAAUUAAAAAAAAGUAAAAAUAAUCUCGAAAUUUUAAAAUACCU
This is a messenger RNA of Apis laboriosa (Himalayan honeybee), 2538 nucleotides long. RefSeq names its product zinc transporter 1 (gene ZnT77C). The record is from RefSeq and is a predicted model, not a curated record. The transcript has 8 exons. Gene Ontology annotation, cellular component: membrane. NCBI's taxonomy places the organism in Eukaryota, Metazoa, Arthropoda, Insecta, Hymenoptera, Apidae. Gene Ontology annotation, molecular function: zinc ion transmembrane transporter activity. Gene Ontology annotation, biological process: intracellular zinc ion homeostasis; zinc ion transmembrane transport; detoxification of zinc ion. Bases 658 to 2193 code for a protein of 511 amino acids.